AUGGCGACUAUAACGGCUACUAAUAUUGAACAAAAAGAUGAACUUUUUGCCCUAUCAAAAACUUUAAUAAAACGCUACGUUAUUUUUAAACCUCGUGGAUCACAACUUGACCGUGAAACAAUGGAUAAACAGCAAGAUCCUUUUCGUGGGUUUUUUACAUUAUUCUGGAUAGCAAUGGCUUUCUAUAUUAUACAGACGGCUACGCAUAAUUUAGAGAGAGUUGGAGCUUUCGUUGAUUUAUCAUUUGCGAGAUUAUUUUCACGUGACGCUUUUGGAUUGAUAUUAAGUGACGCGUGUAUGAUUGCUGCUACUUUUAUUGAUGUCGUGUUUCAAAAGAUCGUUUCUCGCGGUUGGAUAAAAUGGCGAUAUACUGGUUGGCCAUGGGUACAAUCAGGAUUUUUUGUGCUGCAUACAAUUUCAAUGUUGAUGAAAAUCCAUUCUUAUGCAUUUUAUAAUGGAGAUUUAUCUUCUUUGACGAUUCGGCUGAAGAGCUUACGAAAAGAAUACGACUUAUUAUUGGGAUUAAAUAAAAAAUCCGAUAAUGAUAAUGUUAAUGACGAUGCAACUCACCGUCUAUCAGAGACACGUCAAAAGAUUGACGAGAUUGAAAGUUGCAUGAAAAGUCCAUCGGGAAAAGUAUCCUAUCCUGAAAACCUCACUUUCUCGAAUUUCUUUGAUUUCUUGUUGAUUCCAACUUUGGUUUACGAAUUUGAGUAUCCAAGAACUGUAAGAAUUCGGCCUUGGUACGUAUUUGAAAAAGCAUUGGCUACUCUGGGAACUUUUCUCCUUUUAUAUGUUAAUACGGAAACAUAUAUCAUUCCCGUUAUUCCGAGCGCUGCUGAAUCUUUUACUAAAGCUUUUCUUCGAAUGUCUUUUCCAUUCAUGGUUAACUACCUGUUGAUUUUUUAUAUAAUAUUCGAGUGUAUAUGUAAUUUGUUUGCCGAAAUAACUUCGCUGAUCGAAAUUUUUACGAUGACUGGUGGAAUAGCGCCACCUUUGACGAAUACGCACGCAAAUGGAAUAAACCAGUCCACCAUUUCCUUUUACGCCACGUUUAUCAAACUUCAAUCGAUUCCUACAAACUAUCAAAACGAGAUGCGAGUUUCAUGA
Ambispora leptoticha is the source of this 1110-nucleotide messenger RNA. NCBI's taxonomy places the organism in Eukaryota, Fungi, Glomeromycota, Glomeromycetes, Archaeosporales, Ambisporaceae. The record is from the annotation of a GenBank genome assembly.